Lolium rigidum is the source of this 586-nucleotide messenger RNA. RefSeq names its product putative glutaredoxin-C14. Lineage: Eukaryota; Viridiplantae; Streptophyta; Magnoliopsida; Poales; Poaceae. The record is from RefSeq and is a predicted model, not a curated record. The transcript has a single exon. Bases 95 to 409 code for a protein of 104 amino acids.
ACAGCAACAAACACGCCACCCAGCUCUUCCAGGUAAUCUCAGCUAAAGAUAUACAACGAGACUAGCUGCAACCUUGUGAUCACCAUCUAUACUCAUGGACCAAGUGACGAAGCUGGCGUCGGAGCGGGCUGUAGUGGUGUUCACGUCGAGCAGGUGCUGCAUGUGCCACUCCGUGACGUCCCUCCUCACCAACCUAGGCGUCAACGUGGCCGUGUACGAGUUGGACAAGGAACAGCGGGGCAGAGAGAUGGAGAGAGAGCUGGCCAGGAAGCUCGGCCGCGGUGCGCCGAUAGUGCCGGCGGUGUUCAUCGGCGGCACCCUCAUCGGCGGCACCAAUAAAGUCAUGGCACUGCACCUGGCCGGCGAGCUCGUGCCCAUGCUUAAGAACGCCGGCGCUCUCUGGCUCUAGUGAAAGAAGAACGCUUGCAUGCCAACAAUGCAAUGAAAUAAGAGUGCUAUAUAAAAGAAGGUAAAAAAGAAGACACGUAGAAGGCCAGGUUUUUUAUUAUCCUGUUCCGACUGCCUAGAAAAUAUAUGUGCUCUUGUUAAGGAUUUGUUUACCUGCUCAUGGACUUUAGCUUGCUUA